GUCCAAGAUGGUCCUGGGAUUCGAAGCGAAGGUGUGCUAAGAUAAACACAGCAAAUUUCCUGUUUAAAGGGACAGUCAGUGACUUUGGUGGGCGCAAGCCGAAGUGCUGUUUUGACGCACAAAAUACAAACAAAUACAAUCCCUCUCUUCAGCCUGAAUGAGCCAGAGCUUUUUGAAUUCAUGGGCAAUUAGAAGAGACCACUCCAUGUCCUGAUUGGUUGGUGUUGAAUUUGAGGUCCCCAGCCUGACAUGCCUGCUGUGAGCACGUAUUUAUUUGAAACUGUUUGAAUGUGAGAAGAGCUACAAAUAUUACAAUGUUCUUGAGGGUACAGCUAGCGAAUGAUUACGAGAUAGCAGUGCUUCAAGGAUGAUGUCCUAUGGGAAGAUAGAUAGACAGAAUUUGAAGAGAAGACAGGAACGGCACAGUAACACCAAAAUCUCCUCAUCUGUGAAGCCUGGUGGAGGUAGCGUCCACCUGCAAAGUGGCUGCAUUAUGGACGAUUUUUGAGGAAAGUUUUUAAGUAUCAAGACAUUUUACAGGAACAUUUCAGGGUAGUGUUGUCAUCUAAAGCUUGAAGACGUUUGGUGAAUAAACAAGACAUUGACCCCAGCCAAAAAAACCCAGGACAAUCAACAACAGAAAAUUUGUAUUUAGCUCAAAUACAUAGCUCAAAAUGAGAUGCUGUGUCAUGACAUGUAGAGGGCAGUUCAUGCAAGAAAGUCCAGAAAUAUCGGCAAACUGAAACAGUUUUGUAGGAAGAACUUUCUAAAAUUCCAAAAGUCCAAUCAGCUUCUAUAGGAAACAUUUGCUUACAAUAUGUGGAGGAUAUUGCUGCUGAAGGAUGUUUCAAUGCAAUGGUUCACAUCCUUCUUCUAGUCAUUACUGUUAAUGAUUAAUCUAUAUGGAAAAACUGAAUGUAUUGCCUGCUGUCAUAUCAAGUUCAGACCACAUGUUAAGUGUAUUAAUGCAAAUAUCCAGCUGGGUUUAGAAUACCAGCUGUAUUUUCCCGAAAAAUAUUUGGUUUGACCCAAAUAAUUAUUUAUUUUUAUUACCGCACUGUUGCAUCAAAUCUGUUAACAGCCCUGCCAGAAAUUCCACAGAAAUGAGCAGGGAAUCAACUCUGAGCUCUGAAAAACCUUUCAUUGAGAUUUAUUUACACUGCUGUAGUAUGGAGAGGAUAGUUACUGAUGUUUACAUUGUACAUUGUUGUGCUUAUAAUUUAUUACGCCUGGUUGCUGGUUUAAAAUAGAAGGAAUAGACGAACAUCACGGGUUUUAAUUCUAUGGCUUGCAAAAAAAUAUCUCUUCGUUUUUAUUAUUAUUAUUAUUAUUAUUAUUAUUAUUAUUAUUUCAGUUUUGAUGGUAAUUCUGCAUGUUUUUGUUCCCAUUUGACGUUUUUGCUCUCUAGCAGUUUAAUGUGCAGAGUUACUGUGUGUUUAUUGUGUUUGUGGUUAGCUAUUCUUCUAGACAACUAGUAACUAGUUGUCAUGGUGACGACCUUUGGAUUAUAGGGGAGAGGUCAGCCAGGAACAUUUACUUCCUGAUUGUCCAACAAGAUUCUGGAUUUUAAAAGCUGCACACUGACGCUCCGUGCUGUUAGAGCUGCACUCAUUCUGCUGUGCCAGCCUCACACACCAGCCUCAGGCUCUUAUCAAGUGCUGGACAGGGUCACAUGACUACAAAAUGGUGGAGGCUGUCGGUGGGUGAGCCGAGCAUCUCUGUAGCUGCACAGAGGAACGGAGAGAAACGCAGAAGACUCACACACACACUCAUGAUCUCUGAAACCUGGAGCAGGAGCGAGAGAGAUUGAAAGGAAAGGAGAAGUGUGUAUCAGCAGUGAUCCCCCCUCCCCUUUCCCUCCGGUGAUGAGGGGAUGGAGCAGCCUUCUGAACACAAGAUGAGCUCUGAGGGGGCAGAAGGCCGACCAGCUCCUCCCACUAGUCUGCCACUAAAGGGUGAUGGAGGCGGCUCUCAACGGAAAAAGCUGUCCGCCCCCCGGAUCAGCCUCUCGCUGGAUCAAAGUGAAGACGACCUGUUCGACACCCCUGAUGACCUAGACAUUAAUGUGGACGAUUUGGACACACCUGACGAAGCUGAUGUCCUGGACUACACUGAUCACGAGUUGGACUGGGAAGAACCUCAGGAAUCCCAGAGAGCUCCAGUGAAGCAGGAGACCGAACCCGUCCCUACAUACAGCUCAGAGGAGGAGCGACAGGACUCCAAACUCUGGAGGACUGUCAUCAUUGGGGAACAGGAGCACCGCAUCAAUAUGAAGUGUAUUGAACCCUACCAAAAAGUCAUCUCCCAUGGAGGCUACUACGGAAAUGGUGCGAAUGCCAUUAUUGUGUUUGCUGCUUGCUUCCUUCCGGACAGCGAUAGUGAGGACUACCACGAAAUAAUGGAGAACCUCUUUCUGUAUGUGAUCAGCACGUUGGAGCUGAUGGUAGCGGAGGACUACAUGAUCGCCUACCUGAACGGGGCCACUCCUCACAGGAGGACGCCUGGCCUCGGCUGGCUGAAGAGGUGCUACCAGAUGAUUGACAGGAGGCUCCGAAAGAACCUGAAAUCCUUUAUUAUUGUUCAUCCUUCGUGGUUUAUCAGGACUAUCCUAGCCAUCACCAGACCUUUUAUCAGUUCAAAGUUCAGCAGUAAGAUUAAGUAUGUGAACAGCUUAGCAGAGCUGGAAGAGCUCAUCCCUAUGGAAUAUGUCCAUAUUCCUGAAUGCAUCAUCAAAACAUGUCGAGAUGGGAGGGUGGGCAGUGGGCACGAGGCUCGAAAAGCUGCACAGAGGAUGCAAAAAAAGAGGUUGGAGGUUGAAGGACUCGACGAGGAGCUACAGGAAGCUGGAGAGAACUCAAAAAUCAACAGCUUUCUCCAGGGACCUGAUGUGCCACAACCUAUAGCUCAACCCAGUGCAAGCAGCUCCUAAACCGAGGACACAAUGAAGGAAUGCAUGGCCAGUGUGCGUGUGUGUGUGUGUGUGUGUGUGUGUGUGUGUGUGUGUGUGUGUGUGUGUGUGUGUGUGUGUGUGUGUGUGUAUAAUAAGAGAUAACGUGAAUAUUCGAAAGCUGGAUUCUACACACUCAAUAUCCACUGCCCAAACACACUUCCUCACCCACAUCAGCUCAUUAGACAGCUCGUUAGAACGUACUACUGUUCUCAUGAAUCGGUUUCCAGCAUAGACCAGUUACAGCCAAGCAUCAUCUCUCAGAUGCACCACAGAUUUCAGAAAUCACUCUUAUUUUACUUUACAUCUUCUCGCAAUAUGCCUUUCUUUUCUCUUCUUUUCGAUAUGCAUGGGAAGCAAUAAUAUCACGUUGGACAUCUCACUUCAUACAUAUUAUACGAUGUCAUACGAUAGCGUUUAUAGAAUGAGAACAACACCUCGUCUUCAGUAUCUUCACUCAGUUUUGCUUUGAAAUCAUGAACAUUGGAAUUUUUUAUUUAUUUAUUUAUUUUAUUUUUCUAGCAAAAAUGCUUAAAUAGUCUUUUACCUCUUUGUAGAUAUUGAUGUUAUGAACUGCAAAAAAGAUCAUUACGUAUACCAUGAGGUUACAUAUCAGCACUUGUUAAGCCUCACCAGCAAACUUUUAUUUCUAACCUCCGGGGUGGACAAAUCAUACACUUAUCAACUAGCAGACCAGACACCAGACAAGUAAGUUCUAUGACCUGUGCAGUCUUAUGAUUUCAGGAAUGUUUAUCCAGAAAUCUAACUGGCCAGGCUAAUAAAAAAUGUUAGCUAAAACGUAUGGCAAGUUAGUUAGUUAGCUAAGUGUAGUAAUACAGAAUAAGGGCAGAAACAAUCUACAUGAACACAUACACUUUGCAAUGCAAGCUCAAGCUGUGUUCUGAGUGUUGCAGCAAGGGGGCGCUAUAAUCACCUAAUGGCGGAGGCUAGUUUCUACCUGUCGGCUGUCAUAGCAGAUGAGCAGUUUGAGUCUCUUGGAGAGCUGGUUAGUUCAUAUAAACAAAUACGACAUGGAAAAAUGGAAAAAAAAAAAAGAAAGAAUGAAAGUACAUUCUAAUCGAAUGAAAAUGGAAACGACUUUGGGACAGAUUUGUCCGAGUCACGAAAACGAUCGAAGGAUGUCCAUAUCUGUACUGCUGUGUCCAGCUUUCAUGAGAAACAUUAUAUAUAUAUGAUACGGCAUCGCUUCUGCACGCCAAUCGAAUUGAAAAUGCCUGACAAGAUAUUGCGAGUUCUGACAAAGUAGUCAUCAAGAGAGAAUGGAAACAACUUCGGGACUUCUUGUAAAAGACGAAAGGAUGUCCAUAGCUGUAACCUUGCGAGUAGCUAUGAGUAUAUAUGUCUGGACAUUAUAAUGAUUCAGUAAAUGUGACCAUACACAACAGGAGUGUGUGUUAGUAAAGAUUUGGAUGGGAGUUAUCAUUUGCGUUCGCAUAGAUAUAGAUAUGUAGUGUUUAUUCUGGCCCUAAAAUGGACACGAAUAAGUGUAUGAUUAUUAUCCUCGUCUAACAAUGUAUUCAAUGUUGUGUUUUUGAAAUCGACAGAAAGUCAGCAAGUUGUUGGACGACAUGGUUUUAGCUAUGCAAUGUCCUUGCGGUGCAGGUAAAAAUAUUAUAGGAGUCUGGCUAGUUUCAAAACAUUUUUCUCUCAAUAUGCUUAAGCGUGUUUUGUUAAGCACAAAGGCUUUGCUCUGCACUUUAUUGUGCUUAGUUGUAACAGUGUUUCUGAUUCUGUGAAAAAAGUUGUCAUCCGUGUAUGCUUGUUAAUCCGCUUAGUAAAAAACGUUCUACCUUAAGCUAGAUUGGGUGAUGGCUGAUGUGUGUAGUGCAGCAGGUCGGUGGGAUUCAGAGUGAGUAGCUUGUUUAAACACAUAGAUACACCAAAUGAAAGGUUUUGUUUCGCCAAGGUAAAUAAGAAAUGUUUUUUUUUUUCUUUCCCUUUUGCUACUUAUUAAACCUACUUGUCCAAUGAGGAACUAUAAACGAAAACUGAAUAACCUGGAUAUGAAAUUUGCUUGUCCAAGGUGUCCAGGUUACUGAUUUGUCCACCCCUGUAACCUCGUCUUCUGCCUGUAGUGUUUAAUCUUAAAAAAAAAACAAAAAAAACACCCAGCCAAAAUGCAAAAGUGAUUUCUUGAAAACCUCAAUGUCUGUGUGUGUGUGUUCAGUCGCAGUGUUUGCUACGUGGAAUAUAUUGUAUACAACAAUCAAAUUAGCGGAGUAAAUCCAGACAGCAUGCAGAUUCAGAUUCCUAACACGUCUAUGGAAUCGAUGUAGCUCCUGUGUCUACGUACUGUAUGAACACCUCGUUGUAUGUGAGUGUGAAUGUGUGCGAGUUUGCUGUAGGUGUGAUUGUGUUUCGGUUGUGCGUUUGUGUGCUGUUAGGUCUCUCAGGUUGCUGUAAACAGGAAAUGACCUCAUAGGUGGAUUAAAGACGAUGCAACUGCA
Messenger RNA from Ictalurus punctatus (channel catfish), 5415 nucleotides. It is a transcript of the gene prune2, whose product is annotated as prune homolog 2 with BCH domain. NCBI's taxonomy places the organism in Eukaryota, Metazoa, Chordata, Actinopteri, Siluriformes, Ictaluridae. Bases 1874 to 2929 code for a protein of 351 amino acids. The record is from RefSeq and is a predicted model, not a curated record. The transcript has 13 exons. Gene Ontology annotation, biological process: apoptotic process. Gene Ontology annotation, cellular component: cytoplasm.